Molecule: messenger RNA, 580 nt
Organism: Varanus komodoensis (Komodo dragon)
Lineage: Eukaryota; Metazoa; Chordata; Lepidosauria; Squamata; Varanidae
Gene: TXNDC17
Product: thioredoxin domain containing 17
Exons: 4
Coding region: 73-456 (127 amino acids)
Cellular component (GO): cytosol
Molecular function (GO): protein-disulfide reductase [NAD(P)H] activity
Source: RefSeq, a predicted model, not a curated record
UUCCGGCUCGCCUUCCCGCCGCCAUCGUCUCGUCUCCGCGCUGCCGCCGCCGCCGCCGCCGCCGCCGCCGCCAUGGGCUGGGAGGAGGUGCCUGUUCGGGGCUUCGCCGACUUCGACCGCGUCGCCCGUCAGGAGCUCCAGCGCCGCGGAGAGGGCCGCGUCUUCGCUUACUUCAGCGGCAACAAGGACCCUGCCAGCGGCGCCAGCUGGUGCCCGGACUGCGUCAAGGCGGAACCCAUUGUGAGGGCUGAACUCCCACAUCUGCCAGAGGGGUCUGUGUUCAUUUACUGCCAAGUAGGAGAUCGAACUUACUGGAAAGAUCCCAAUAAUGAAUUCAGAAAGAAACUUAAACUAACUGGAGUACCUACACUACUUAAAUAUGGAACUAUGCAAAAGUUGGUGGAAGAAGAGUGCUUUAAAGCAGAGCUUGUAAGGAUGCUGUUCACAGAAGACUGAGCUAUUUCUGCUUUAAUCUGGAUGCUGCUACCAGCUGAAUAGCUGUACAAUGUGCUUUAAUUUGGAAGGGGACCAUGAUCAUGUCUUAAAGUACAAGUAAAGGGGUUUGUGGCCUACAAAUCAA